AUGGAUUUCAUUUGGAAUAAUUAAAAUAUGUAAAUAAAUGAAUCUAUAUUUAGUGGAGGAGGAAAAUAUGAUAUUUAAGGAGAAGGUAUGAAAAAUGGCUUUUGGACUGAGCCCGCUGGUGGGUUUACAGCUAACUCUUAAGUAUUUACAAAUGGCUGGUAUAAGAAUGGCAAUAAGGUUGGUAGAUGGGAUGUGAUAUUUAGAGGAUAAUAGAUGUAAAUUAUAUUAUUAAAUGUUAAAUUAAAUUUAGUGGUUAUGGAUCUUAUGAAAUUUUGUUACACUAAGGUUCAAUUAAGAUAGGGAGAUGGAUUGAAUUGAGCAACGGAUUUUAUGAUGAUUCAUAAGUCACCUUUGUUGGUGAGUAUGAGAAUGGUAAAAAGGUUGGUCAAUGGGAUAUUUUUUAUCAGGAGAAUUAACAAGAUAAAGAAAAAUAAAAAAUGUAAAGAUUAGUAACAACGAUUUUAGUGGUGGAGGAAUUUAUGUAUAAUAGGAGGACUAAGAGUCAUAGAAAAUUGGAAAAUGGAUUGAA
This is a messenger RNA of Paramecium octaurelia, 529 nucleotides long. Lineage: Eukaryota; Ciliophora; Oligohymenophorea; Peniculida; Parameciidae. The record is from the annotation of a GenBank genome assembly.